Messenger RNA from Lecanosticta acicola, 744 nucleotides. The record is from the annotation of a GenBank genome assembly. NCBI's taxonomy places the organism in Eukaryota, Fungi, Ascomycota, Dothideomycetes, Mycosphaerellales, Mycosphaerellaceae.
AUGGGUUCUAUACAAAAUGACAUCGACAUCAAAGGCGAUGAGCGCAGGGAGAUAACGAUCUUGGUGACCGGGUUUGGCCCAUUUCAGGACAAAUUUCCUAUCAACCCUUCGUUUGAAAUUGCGAGGUCUCUGCCGGAUCUCCUGCCAUCGACGUCGCCACAGACCAGACCGGUCCGCAUUAUUCCGUAUGGCCAUCCGAUUCGGGUUGCGUACGGCGAGGUUCGAGAGCUCGUGCCGAAGCUACACGAUGCAUACGCUGGUACUGUAGACCUGGUUCUUCACAUUGGCAUGGCUUCCGGUCGCAAAUUCUACUGCGCUGAGCGUUUCGGCCACCGGGAUGGAUACUGCAAGAACAAAGACUUGGAUGGCAAGAUGCCAGCCCUAGACGAGGGCAAGACAACAUAUGGCGACUGUCCCCAGACCAUGACUACAUCACUGGACUAUGAGACAUUGAUACAUGAUUGGGACGAAAAUCUCGACCGCAUGCUCAAAGGUGAUGCGCGGGCGCAUGCUGAGCUCCAAGCCAGUAACGAUGCUGGCCAUUAUCUGUGCGACUACAUCUAUUUCAACAGCCUAGCAUAUUUCGGGAGGAAAAGCGGUGUGAUGGAAGGUGGUGAGGCAAAGGAUCGACCAGUGCUGUUUCUGCAUGUGCCCGCGGAGAGCGAUGGAGACAUGAUAGACCGGGGCCGCGCAGUUGCGCUUGCUCUUAUCCGAGCGAUGGCAGACAGUUACUCGAGGAAAUAG